Messenger RNA from Callithrix jacchus (white-tufted-ear marmoset), 6745 nucleotides. It is a transcript of the gene RNF113B, whose product is annotated as ring finger protein 113B. Gene Ontology annotation, biological process: snoRNA splicing. NCBI's taxonomy places the organism in Eukaryota, Metazoa, Chordata, Mammalia, Primates, Cebidae. The record is from RefSeq and is a predicted model, not a curated record. Gene Ontology annotation, cellular component: U2-type spliceosomal complex. Gene Ontology annotation, molecular function: metal ion binding.
CCACGGCUGUUUGAAGCCUGAAACUCAAACAUGGCAGCACCAUCUUCUCAAGGAAGGACGGCCGACCAGGCAGACCAGACGUGCACCUUCCUCCUCAAAAAGUCUGGACGUAAAGGGGCUGCAGGCCUCAGAAAGCGCCCGGCCUGCGACCCCGAGCGCAGAGAUAGCAGCAGCAGCGGGGACGAGGGUGACGUGGUGGCUAGGCCCCCGCGGGUGGCACCGAGGCCCCGGGGCCUCCAUGUCUGGCAGAAGGCGGCUCACUGCGACCUGAGGAGCGAGGAGGCAGCACCCGAGAGCCUCGGCGUGGUAUACAGGUCCACCCGCUCGGCAAAGCCGGUAGGGCCAGAAGACAUGGGGGCCACCGCUGACUUCGAGCAGGACACCGAGAAGGAGCGCGAUACACAGGCCAUCUUCAAGCGCAGCCAGCGGUUGCAGGAGGCACUGCGGGGCCGGGAGCACGACCAGAUCUACCGGGGAAUCCACAACUACCCAAGGUACCUGAAGCCCAAGGACACAUCCAUGGGCAACACCUCCUCAGGAAUGGCGAAGAAGGGCCCCAUCCGUGCGCCGGGGCACCUGCGCGCCACCGUGCACUGGGAUUACCAGCCCGACAUCUGCAAGGACUACAAGGAGACCGGCUUCUGCGGCUUCGGGGACAGCUGCAAAUUCCUCCAUGACCGUUCUGAUUACAAGCAUGGGUGGCAAAUUGAACAGGAGCUGGAAGAGGGCCGCUACGGUAUCUGCGAGGACGAAAACCAUGAAGUGGGAAGCGAGGAAGAGGAAAUGCCAUUCAAGUGUUUCAUAUGUCGCCAGGCCUUCCAAAACCCAGUGGUCACCAAGUGCAGGCAUUAUUUCUGCGAGAGCUGCGCGCUGGGGCAUUUCCGGGCCACCCCGCGCUGCUACGUUUGCGACCAGCCGACUGGCGGCAUCUUCAACACGCCGACUGGCGGCAUCUUCAACACGGCCAAAGAGCUGAUGGCGAAACUGCAGAAGCUUCGGGCUACAGAAAGUGGGGAAAAGUCCCAUUUCACAGAAGACCCCGAUGAGGGUAAAAUUCCCAUGGCUUAGGUUUCCGAUAAUUCUCACACUUAAAAAUACACUUUGUUGUUUUUUAGGAAAAAAGAGAUGAGAAAGACUCAAGUCUUUCAAGACACUGGGGAGAAGCGGCCUGCUGAGGAAGAUUAGAGAUGACAGCCCUCCUGUGAUCCCACUCCUGGGUAUGUAACAGUAAAAACUGAAAUCCGGAUCACAGAGAGGUAUUUGCAUUCCCAUGUUAACUGCAGUGUUACUGGCAAAAGCCAAGAGGUGUAAACAACCCAAGUAUCCAGGGAUGGAUGAAUGGACACACACAGUAUCAUACAUACAGACAGACAGCCUGAACAGGAAGGAUAUCCUUUUAAAGAUUUAAACGGAUCCUUUUAAGAAUCACAUGCUACAAGUUGAAUGAACCUUGAAGACAACACUGUGCUAAGUGAAGGAAACUAGUCACAAAGAGACAAAUAUAUUGUAUGAUUUCACUGAUAUAAGGUAUCUAGGGUUGUCAAAAUUACAUAAAAAGAAAGUAAAAUGGUCGUUUCCAAGGGGCUAGGAGGAGCAGGAGUGGCGAGUUGUUUAAAAUGGGCACAGAGUUUGAGCUUUGCAAGAGAAAAAAUUUAUAAAGCUCUGUUACACAUAAAUAUGUAUAUAGUUAAUACAAGUGAACACAAAAAUGGUUAAGAGGGUAAAUUUUAUGUUUUGUACUACAAUUUAAAUUUUUUUUUUUUUUUCAAAAAAGCUAAAACAAAAGAGGUAUCUGAUAGGAGGAAUGACGGAACCAAGACUGGGAGGAAUGGGAGAGGAUGGGGUUCAAGAGUUAGUAAAAGAGCACAUAAGGGAUAUCAGUUAAGAACCGGGCCGGGCGCGGUGGCUCAAGCCUGUAAUCCCAGCACUUUGGGAGGCCAAGGUGGGUGGAUCACAAGGUCAAGAGAUCGAGACCAUCCUGGUCAACAUGGUGAAACCCCGCCUCUACUAAAAAUACAAAAAAUUAGCUGGGCAUGGUGGUGCGUGCCUGUAAUCCCAGCUACUCGGGAGGCUGAGGCAGGAGAAUUGCCUGAACCCAGGAGGCGGAGGUUGUGGUGAGCAGAGAUCGCACCAUUGCCCUCCAGCCUGGGUAACAAGAACGAAACUCAGUCUCAAAAAAAAAAAAAAAAAAGAAAAACCAAGGAGGGGAGGAGUUGACAGAAGAAUAUCCAGACCUAAGUUUGGAUUUGAUUUCGUUUGACUGAUGUUAACAUCCUCUCACUUAAAAUGACAACAUAUUCCUCUCCCAAGACAAACACCAACAGAUCUGCAUUGAGUUCCUCACAGCUGAGUUCCUUACAAGAAACGGACUCAGAUUAUGUAAAUUUUCAUAAAAGCCUAUCUCAUAUUUCAACUUCGGCUGUGAAUUCCUUGAAGGCUGGAACCAUGUCUCACAUACUUCCUGUUUUUGAAUGGCCAACGGGUAUCUCAAUAAAAAGUCCGUGGAAAGUCAAUCAAACCAAGCAACCUAGCAGUUGGCUACCCAAGCAUCUGCUGCAGAGCGAACGUCAGCAAAACUUUCCACUUCACUUUGAUCUUGAACCACGCCCAUCCACCCACCCACCACCAUGGCCAGGUUCUAGUCACAGGCAGAGCAGUGAUUGAGGGCACAGACCCAGGAGUGAGACAGGAUUCAAGUCAUAGUUCUACCAGUUACAGCUGCAUGAACCUUGGGUAUGUUACUUUACCUCUCUGUGCCUCAGUUUCCUCAUAAGUAGUAUCUAUCUCACAGGGUUGCUUUGAAGUGAAAAGUAGCAAACUAUUUAGAAGAGUGCCUGACAUACAGUAUGUGCUGUAAACAUAUAAUUCAAGCAGAGAAAAUGGCAACUUGAUAGUCGAUAAGGUAGACAGUUCAAGUGUCCCAUAAAAGUGAGCCAUGUAUUCUGGCAUUUCACAUAGAGCUUUCUCUAAGAAUUGUCCUUGCCAAAGCUAACAACACAAAGCUCGUGUACAAUGACUUACUGGGCCCUCCCCCUAAGUCGCUUCAUUUUUGUCAGUUCUGUCAAAGGGCUAUUUUAUUCACUUUCAAGCCUUCCAAAAACAUUUAGAAUCUGCACAAAAGAAGAAAUAUGAAACAUGCAGGCACUCUGAAGCAGAAACUAAGCUCCGGCUCCAGCAUUUUCCUCACAAGGCUCACUUGAGUUUCUUUACAAUGAUUCAUGUGUGUUUCAGACCUCCCCCCAAUAGACACCAGACUCAGCUACACCUGUGAACCUUGUCGACAAAUGCUCCAAGUCACCAACCUUUUGAAAACAUUCCAAAUAUACACUAAGAUAUAUAGUUCUUACUCCAUUUUUAAAAUGACAGAAUAAGGUUCGUGAUCGAUCAUUUGCAAAAAUUAAGCAGAAAGGCGAUCACUGCCAUUGCUAAACUUGGCAAUUUGGUUUACUAACAUAGAGUGUUAAAAUCUGCUAACAUUUUUGGCCAGUUUCCUUCCAGUCUUUUUCUGUAUAUUUUUCACAUUAAUAUAUGAAACAAACAUUCUGAAGUUGGAAGGAAAGCAGCAAGCAGGACUGCAGGGAGUGCACACAUUCGCUGGGAGCUGAGUCCUUCCCAUCAGCACACUCCAAGGUCACAACGCUGGAGCGACCCCUCAGUCUUUUGCUGAAAUAGCAGAGAACAGGGAUGAGGGCAGUUCCCCAUCAGCACUGCACCACCCUACACAGCACACUGCUGGGGAAUUGAAGAGCAGUGUGAGGCCAGCUGGCUUUCAAAGUCAGCAUCGUGGUUACCGCACUUUAUCCUGUCUGGACUGGGUCCCACCACAUCACACCCCAUCCCGAUCCUUUCUGUCAGAAGAACACAUCAGCCAGGCUGCAGUUAAGCAGCAACUGACUUGACCUUUUUUCUGCUCACUUUAGGCACACGUAAUGGUUAUUAAGUCCUUCUGAAUCAACAUGAGCAAUGUGAGAAAAAUAUGGCAAAACCAAACAAUGCUUUGAUGUUUUCAUUAAUUUGCAUGGACUUAACGGAGGCAGCUCCAGUCCCCCUCCCCAUGACGGCGAGUUUCUGGUUAGGGCUUCUGAAAUCCUGAAAAUGCCUCACAGGCCUGCACUCCAGGGUCACAAAGCCCCUAUGAUUCCAAAGACUCCAGGCAGAGAGGCAAAAACCUAGAGCACAUGAAAAUCGAAACCUGAACACAUUGUACUCAGAUUGAUUAAUAUCUUGAAAUAUACAAAAUUCCUUCUAAGGAAUUUUCAUAAGUACCACCUAAAAUUGAAGAAAACAGGAACAUUUUCCUGUUGACUUUUUCUGUGUGCCAACUGCCCAUAAAAAUUCCUCUCCUGUUUUGCAAGGACAGAACUCUCAAGAACAAAUGACCUAAUUAAACCUGAGAUUUCCUGGCUGAGAGCUAUGUAGAAGGCUGAAAUGCACUGAAAUGAUGCUGAAUUUGAAAAGAGCUCUGUGCCAAACCGAUGCAGUGAAUUUUUUGAAGUACAUAUCCAAUGCUGGAGCUAAAAAGCAUGAGAAAGACAGACAUCCUUAACUACUUUUAUUUAUGAAGCAACCAGAAUGUGUCCCCACUUAUCUACUGCACAUUUUUCAAAAUGUGAUUAUACCACACUGUGAAUGUAUCUUUUUGACACAUUCCAUUGGUCUGCCUUUGCUGUUGGGUUGUUGCCAUUGCAGUACAAUAGCGUGAAUCUGCCGUCUCUCAUCCGAGCUUUCAGCAAUGUGCUGUUAUCUCAUAUCUCCUUGGACUCUAGACUCCCACCCCCACUGAUUUGCACAGAUGUUCAAGGAGAAAGAAUUCCUUUUUUCUUUAAAUGAAUGUCAAGGGCCUGGCAAAAUCCUGUACUAAGAAAUACAGAAGUCAGCACUCUUGAAAAGCUGGUUAUUAGCUCACUUCCUUCUCUCUCCAGCUUUUCCACUUGCAAAAAAAUAAAAUGGAAACUAUCAUACUUGCCCAAGGUCUAAAAUAAACCAGGAAGUGGGCAGGUUAAGGUCUAACAGGUAACUUUUCUCUGCUCCUGUCUGUUGAACGUUAAGGAACUGUUCGUUUCAUGUAUUAUAAUGGUGCUGUACUAGAGGCAGCUCUGUGAUUUUCAUUUUUUUGGCUAUAACCCCUGGGGAGGUGAGGUCAUGGGGAAAUUCCAAGGGGGUCAAGGAGACCAGAAACCUAGCUGGUCACAUAACUGCUCAGUGGCACUGACGGAGACCAGCCCCAGCCCUGGUGCCAACCCCCAUGAUGCCCUAUUUUCAGAGCUCUGCUGAUCCUGCCAGUUUCUCCUGCCUUCCAAGCACUCUGUGCCAAUGGCCACUGAGACCUCCCUAAGCAGCAGAAAUGAAGUCAGUCUCCACACCCUGGUGUCUGGAGGACUCCCACUGAGAAAAGUCUCAUUCACAGCUAAUCAGAACUAGAAUUCUCAUACAUUUUCCUAUCCCGCCCAACAAACAGCAAAGUGCAGAAAAAGAACAGCCGGAUUUCCAUGGCCCUGCAUCGUCAGUGACAUCUUCUCUUUGUUACCAUCCAGAAGAGAACUGCUGCACUGCUAUGACGCUGCCAGACACCCCCAGGGCACAACAUCUGCAGUCAGAGACUUAGAGCAAAACAAAACCAAACCUCAGGCUGAAUUAGAUUUUCUGUGAGAUAAGAAAUAAAAUGAGAUAUAGAAAUGUGACCGAAACCUGUGUGCAGGUACAUGCAGGGGCGCAAGUCUGAAUGGUCAACUCAAAAACGUCAUUCACACUCUCAUGCGAGUUCAGAGUGUAUCAGGGAGGGAGGUUUUAAGGAAAUCAUAUAAAUUAGACUAAUCCAUGAAUAUCUGACUGAAUCUGCACCCUUAGAAAAUAAAAAUUUCAAGCCGAGGCAGGUGGAUCAUGAGGUCAAGAGAUCGAGAUCAUCCUGGACAACAUGGUGAAACCCCAUCUCUACUAAAAAUACAAAAAAUAGCUGGGCGUUUGGCAUGCGCCUGUAGUCCCAGCUACUUGGGAGGCUGAGGCGGAAGAAUCGCUUGAACCCGGGAGGCGGAGGUUGCAGUGAGCAGAGACUGUGCCACUGUGCUCCAGCCUGGCAACACAGCAAGACUCCAUCUCAAAUUUAAAAAAAAAUAAAUUUAAUAAAAAUAAAAAUUUUGCACCAUUGUUUAACAGUGUAGCUCUGGUAUGAUUACUGCCGUUACAGUAAGUUUUUAAACUGUCUUAUUUUAUACCUUAGUAAAAUAAAAUGGACUUACAGUUAAACAUGGCAGAUUAACCACAUGCCUGUUUGCAUACCAAAAAGCCUAUAAAAAUUACAGUAAACAUACUUAUUUUAAGAGGACCAUACACACACACACACACACACACACACACAGCAGCAGGAACAAGAGCAGAUGAGAGAUUAUACUGGCAUUUGGGUGAUGGAAAGCAAGAGGGGUCUGUAAUGAUUUGUAUCAUAAGUGAUGCUCAGAGAUUUCCAACAAAAUAGUCCAAAGCCCAAGAGGCUCAUGCUGAAGGGGAGGGGAAAAGGUGUGGGGAACAGAGGGUGCGAGUCAUUAUACGAAGAGGCUAGAUCUUUGCAUCCAGGGACCUUCUCCUACCUGCCCCAACCCCCAAAGAAGUGUAUUACCCAAAGACAUUGCACCAGGAAGGUUAGAAACUCACAUACACCAGGCACAAUGAUAAAGAGGGUGUGUGUGUAAUUCAUGGCUGAAAAUGAGGCAUGGGGUGGCGGGAACUGAGGAAGAAUCAGUCUACUUACUGU